This is a messenger RNA of Poecilia latipinna (sailfin molly), 1222 nucleotides long. RefSeq names its product apolipoprotein A-I-like. Gene Ontology annotation, cellular component: very-low-density lipoprotein particle; low-density lipoprotein particle; extracellular vesicle. The coding region runs from base 64 to 855 and encodes 263 amino acids. The record is from RefSeq and is a predicted model, not a curated record. Gene Ontology annotation, biological process: lipoprotein metabolic process; phospholipid efflux; cholesterol metabolic process. Gene Ontology annotation, molecular function: phosphatidylcholine-sterol O-acyltransferase activator activity; phospholipid binding; cholesterol transfer activity. NCBI's taxonomy places the organism in Eukaryota, Metazoa, Chordata, Actinopteri, Cyprinodontiformes, Poeciliidae. The transcript has 4 exons.
UAUAAAAACUCUGCCGUGGCUAGAGUGGUUCAGUCUCGUCACCAACUCCACCAGACCAUCAUCAUGAAAUUCGUGGCUCUUGCUCUUGCCGUUCUCCUGGCAGUCGGCUCCCAGGCCGCUUCCCUGCAGGCUGAUGCCCCCUCCCAGCUCGCCCAUAUCAGGGCUGCUGCUGAUGUCUACAUGACACAGGCAAAGGAAAGUGCCAUCAAAGCUCUGGACCAGCUUGAUGACACUCCAUACCAGGAACUGAAGGCUUCCCUGGCUCAGCGCCUGGAGGAUAUCCACAACAACAUCAAGCAGAUGCAGGCCCAAGUGUCCCCUAUGACCGACACUGUCGUUUCCAGCAUCUCUGAUGCCACUGCUGAGUUGCGUGCCUCUAUUGCAGCUGACAUUGAGGCUCUCAGAGCUGAACUGGAGCCCCAGCGUGCCAAGCUGAGGGAGGUCAUCGAAAAGCACUUGGAGGAGUACCGCACCCACUUGGAGCCCUAUGUCAGAGAGUACCAAGCUAAGCAGAACGCCGAGAUGGAGGCUCUGAGGGCCAAGAUGGAGCCCGUUAUGGAGGAGCUGCGUCAGAAGGUAGCCACCAACCUGGAUGAGACCAGAGCUGCCCUGAUGCCCAUUGUUGAGUCUGUGCGCACCAAGCUUGUCGAGCGCCUGGAGGCCCUGAAGGCGAUGGCUACCCCUUACGUGGAAGAAUACAAAGAGCAGCUGAGACAGGCCUACAGCCAGGCACAGGGCGUCAACGCCGAGCAGAUCACUAGCCUGAGGGAGAAGCUGACUCCUCUUGGAGAGGAAGUCAAGGAGAAGCUCCAGGCCAUGGCUGCCAUCAUCAGAGAUACCUUCAGCAAAAACUAAAUGCUGUGUAUCUUUCUUUUAACUAACCUCACCUUGCUGUCUGUCUUAGAUAUAUUGAAGCUGUCUCUAUGUUCUUUCUUCCCCCUCACAAACAGACCACCUCAGAAGUGAAGCUAAUGCCUAACUUAUGAACAAAAAUGGCGGAACUUCCUCCCCUCCGAGCACGCAAUUUCAUGAAUAUAUUCAAGCACGCACACAGAGACACAUGCACACCUAGCACACAUGUCUUCAGCUUUACAUGCCAUUUGCUAACAUAUUGUGUCUGAAGUGUUUGUGAAUUACCACACAGGCUUGAACCUCUGUGUAACUAUGGUAACUGUGCUUUGAUGAAAAAUACAGCUCAAUAAACAUCUGACUGUUUAUACAA